Urocitellus parryii (Arctic ground squirrel) is the source of this 4511-nucleotide messenger RNA. RefSeq names its product zinc finger and BTB domain containing 10 (gene Zbtb10). Lineage: Eukaryota; Metazoa; Chordata; Mammalia; Rodentia; Sciuridae. Gene Ontology annotation, biological process: regulation of transcription by RNA polymerase II. The record is from RefSeq and is a predicted model, not a curated record. Gene Ontology annotation, molecular function: RNA polymerase II cis-regulatory region sequence-specific DNA binding; protein binding; DNA-binding transcription factor activity, RNA polymerase II-specific.
CCGGGCGCGAGCCGGGGCACCGGGCGGCGGCGGCGGCGCGCGCCAUGUCGUUCAGUGAAAUGAACCGCAGGACGCUGGCGUUCCGAGGAGGCGGGUUGGUCACCGCCAGUGGCGGCGGUUCCACGAACAAUAACGCUGGCGGGGAGGCCUCGGCUUGGCCUCAGCAGCCCCAGCCAAGACAGCCCCCGCCGCCAGCGCCGCCCGCGCUUCAGCAGCCCAAUGGGCGGGGGGCCGACGAGGAAACGGAAUUGGAGGGCCUGGAGCCCCAACACUUGGAGGCCUCCGCUGGGGCGGCCGCCGCCGCCGCCGAGGAAACCAAGGAGUUGCUGCUCCCCCAAGACGCGGUCGGCCCCACCUCGCUGGGCGGCGGUGGCUCGGGUGGCCCUUUGCUAGCGGAAAGGAACCGUCGGACUCUGGCCUUCCGAGGAGGUGGCGGCGGGGGUCUCGGCAACAAUAGCAGUAGCCGCGGCCGCCCGGAGACCUCGGCGUGGCCCCUGAGGCAUUUCAAUGGGCGAGGGCCGGCGGCUGUGGAUCUGGAGCUUGACGCGCUGGAGGGGAAGGAGUUGAUGCAGGACGGCGCGUCCCUGAGCGACAGCACCGAGGACGAGGAGGAGGGGGCGAGCCUGGGCGACGGCAGUGGGGCGGAAGGCGGCAGCUGCAGCAGCAGCAGGCGGUCGGGCGGCGAUGGUGGGGAUGAAGCGGAGGGCAGCGGUGUGGGAGCUGGCGAAGGAGAGACUGUCCAGCACUUCCCGCUCGCGCGGCCCAAGUCCCUAAUGCAGAAGCUACAGUGCUCUUUCCAGACCUCCUGGCUCAAGGAUUUUCCCUGGCUGCGAUAUUCAAAGGAUACUGGCCUUAUGUUUUGCGGCUGGUGCCAAAAGACCCCUGAUGAUGGGGGAAGCGUGGAUCUUCCGCAAGUGGGGCACGAUGAGCUUUCUCGAGGGACCCGUAACUACAAGAAAACCCUGCUUCUGAGGCACCACGUCUCCACCGAGCACAAACUCCACGAAGCCAACGCCCAGGAAUCAGAAAUUCCAUCAGAGGAGGGGUACUGUGACUUUAAUAGUAGGCCAAAUGAGAACUCUUAUUGUUAUCAACUUCUUCGACAACUAGAUGAACAGAGAAAGAAAGACAUUCUUUGUGAUGUCAGCAUUGUGGUGAGCGGGAAAAUCUUUAAAGCUCAUAAGAACAUCCUGGUUGCAGGCAGCCGUUUCUUUAAGACUUUAUAUUGCGUUUCAAACAAAGAAAGCCCUAACCAAAACAAUACUACCCAUUUAGAUAUUGCUGCAGUUCAAGGUUUUUCAGUCAUCUUGGACUUCUUGUAUUCUGGUAACCUGGUGCUCACAAGCCAAAAUGCCAUUGAAGUGAUGACAGUGGCCAGCUACCUUCAAAUGAGUGAAGUUGUUCAAACUUGCCGAAAUUUCAUUAAAGAUGCCUUAAAUAUAAGCAUUAAAUCAGAAGCUCCGGAGUCUGUAGUUGUGGACUACAAUAACAGAAAACCAGUUAAUAGAGAUGGUCUGUCUUCACGGGAUCAAAAAAUUGCCAGCUUUUGGGCAACACGGAAUCUUACCAAUUUGGCAAGUAAUAUAAAAAUUGAAAAUGAUGGUUGUAAUGUCGACGAGGGCCAAAUAGAAAACUACCAAAUGAAUGACAGUAAUUGGGUCCAGGAUGGUUCUCCUGAAUUGGCUGAAAAUGAAUCUCAAGGUCAAACAAAAGUAUUUAUUUGGAAUAACAUGGUCUCCCAGGGAAUUCAAGACACUGGCAAAACAAGGAGGAAAAACCAAACUACAAAGAGAUUUAUUUAUAAUAUACCACCUAAUAAUGAAACAAAUUUAGAAGAUUGCUCAGCGAUGCAGCCACCUGUUGCCUAUGCAGAAGAAAAUAAGACCCUAAUCAUUAAGGAGGAACCAGAUUUGGAUGGUGCUCUACUCUCAGGGCCUGAUGGUGAUAGGAAUAUGAAUGCAAAUUUAUUGGCUGAAGCCUGCUCUGGUCAAGAUGGAGGUGAUGCUGGUACUUCACAUGAUUUCAAGUAUGGUUUGAUGCCUGGUCCAUCAAGUGAUUUCAAGUAUGGAUUAAUACCAGGUACUUCAAAUGAUUUCAAGUAUGGAUUGCUACCAGGUGCUUCAAAUGAUUUCAAGUAUGGAUUAUUGCCAGAAUCGUGGCCAAAACAAGAAACUUGGGAAAAUGGUGAAUCAUCUCUAAUCAUGAACAAAUUAAAAUGCCCUCAUUGUAGCUAUGUAGCCAAAUACAGACGAACACUAAAAAGGCACUUGCUCAUUCAUACGGGAGUGAGAUCAUUUAGCUGUGAUAUUUGUGGAAAGCUGUUUACACGGAGAGAACAUGUAAAAAGACAUUCCCUGGUGCAUAAAAAGGAUAAAAAAUACAAAUGUAUGGUGUGUAAGAAGAUCUUCAUGUUAGCAGCCAGUGUUGGAAUAAGACAUGGAUCUCGACGCUAUGGUGUUUGUGUAGACUGUGCAGAUAAAUCACAACCAGGAGGGCAAGAAGGUGUAGAUCAGGGGCAGGAUACAGAAUUCCCUCGGGAUGAAGAGUAUGAGGAGAAUGAAGUAGGAGAAGCUGAUGAAGAGCUGGUUGAUGAUGGAGAAGAUCAGAAUGAUCCAUCUAGAUGGGAUGAAUCAGGAGAUGUCUGUAUGUCUCUGGAUAAUUAACUGACCUGCUACUAUACUCCUCAAGGAUGCUGCAUUUGGACAUAAUAUGAAUCGACAAUUUGGAUUGUUGAACUUGAAGGCUUGCAAAAUAUGGUACAUGCUGGAUGGUAGUUAUGUUGCUGUGAAAACUGUAGGGUCAAAGCCUUAUAGCAAAAAAAAAAAAAAAAUUAUAUUUGCACAGGACUAUACAGCAAACAACCAUGUGGUUGGAUUACAUGGAGUCCCCACAUAUUCAGUUAACAAAGUAAAAUAUUUUUUAUUUAUAGGAUAUACAGUAACUAUUUGGGUACUAUGAAAAUAUAGUACCUAUCCUUAAUAGAGCUUACAUUCAUGUGCCACUUUAACAUGAGUGAAGAAAAUCCAUUUAUGGAAGUACAGUGACAGUUGACCCAAUCACUUUGUCCAUCAAACCACUCAGGCUAGUUUGUACUAGUAGAGUUUUGUUUCUAUUUUUAUUUUUAUUAAUUUUAUUUUUUUUAAUACAGAUUUUCAGUGAGGGGCUUUUUCAACCCCAAUGGUUCUAUUUUCUUGUAUUUUUCCAUUUUAAUUUGCUUCAUAACUUAAACCAAGUCUCUUCUAGUCUUAGGUAUUUCUCAAUUUUGUGCUGAUGGGCAUGUUUAUAAGAACUGGAGAGGUAAUUUAUUGGAAUGAACUAACUGACUUCCCCCAACCCUUCUUUCCUUUUUUUGACAUGAAUUUUACUACUUCACAAAUGAAGAAUGAUGUUGCAGAGUUACCAUGGUGAAGUUGACAAAUACCACUAAAAUGAUUAUGAUUUAUAAGUAACUUUCUCCUGCUGCUCUAAUCUGAUAAAUGGUUACUAUAUGACGUUUUCUGACAUGGUAUUUGGUUUUGGGUAUCUGUUACUUUGGCACUAUUCUUGUUUGCCUCUUAUUAUUUUUGCCAGUGUACUAUACCUCAGCCUUAUUUGAAAGACAGAAAUCUGAUCAAAAAAAGUCAUAGAAACAAUAAGUAAAAUGAUUUGUUUUAUAAUUUAUCCUCCAUGUCCAGUUUGGUUAGCUUGUUAUGCAAUAUAAGUGAAAUAUCAGGUUUUUACUCCUGUGCCCUCUUUAUCAUUAAAAUUAACGCAAAAUGUUCAUUCUCUUUUGUUUCAUACUUACCGGAUAUUGAGUGUUUCGAAAUUAUGGUUAAUUUAUUUUUCCAUUCUUCAAAGUCACCUUGAAUAUAGUCUUACUAGUCACCAUGAUUCAACAAUCUACAAAUGUCUUUAUUAAGUUCUUUAGGGUACAAAGGAGGUGAUAUAUUAAGUUGUAAUUAUUAGAUAUUUAGCCUGGUGAUGAAUGAAUUGCUAUAUGUGGAAGUCUCAGAAACAUUUCACCUAUUAUUAAUGUGGACAUUUAUCAGGAGCAUAAUAUAUAAGAUUGAGGGACAUCAUUUUCAGCUUUCUUUUAAAUAAAAAUUGAGUAUAUUUUCCUAUUUUAUAUCAGGUAACUAAAUUAUGUUAGCUGUGUGAAAAUUUUUGCAAAGAUGCUUUGACAGAUAAAUUCUUUUGGUGCUCCAUCUAAUCAAAGUUGAAAAAUUGAUUUUUUUUUUAAGAGACAAACUUUCUCAUUGUCUCUGAUUUCAGUAGAAUAAUGGUUUAAUGUUAGUGAUGUUUCUGCUUGGGUAAAUCAGAAAUAAAAGGUUAGUUACAUGGUAACUAACUUUUUGUCAUCUAAACUUUAUUAUAGUUUCUACAUAAUUAUAAGCCUGACAGAUGAACAGUUUUGGUUUGAUUUUUUUUGUUUGUUUAAAACUGAAGAGUACAUCUUAUUCUCAGUGUUCUAGACAAAUAAGUAAAAUGUAAUUCUAGUGAGGUCCAAAGUAGAAAUUAGUUGGGCAAAGAUA